UCGCCAGCGCGACCAUUCUUCGGCUACCUCCGCCGAUGAGUCGUGUUGUUCUUCUUUUUCCUGUUGUUGCGUUCUAUUCCCACGAUAGCAACGAACGGCGGACUCCUAAAUCCCGCGUGAACGUCGCGCGUCACUGCGACCUCGUCUCGGUGCAUUCGAAGCCACUUUAGCUCGUUAGCUGCGUCGCAGGUUAGCAAGGCGAGCUCAGCUCAGCAGAGAGCCACCGUGACUGCAAAGGGAGUGGAAAUGAGCCACGAAAAGUGAGGGAGACAUCGUCGUGGUGUGGGACAGAAGCCGAGCUGGGGACGACGUCAACCUCCGGACGCUCACAUGGACUCGCGCGCUGCAGACGUCCGUCAAGAAGACGUCCCCCGUCGCUCUAAAGAUGAAGACGAGGAGCCGUCCCACGUCAAAGAGGAAGAGCAGGAAGUGGACAUCAACCAGGAGGUGAUUCGUGUCAUCGUGAAGAGCGAAGAUGAAGAGGAUGACGAACGUGCUCAGAGGAGGGCAUCCCAAGCCGCUCCACCCUUGGACAGCGAAAACGAAAAUGACGAGGAAGAGCACUCGCAAGGUGAUCAACUCUUGAAAUGUUCUCAGUGCGACAAAACGUUUGGCUACAAGAGGAAUUUAACGGCGCACAUGAGAAGUCACAUGGGGGGGAAAACAUUCGCGUGCUCGUUUUGCGGCCGAGGAUUCCGCCGCAAAGCGCAUAUGGUCGCGCACACGAGAACGCACACGGGCGAGAAACCUUUCUCCUGCUCCGUGUGCGACAGCAAAUUCAACACCAGAUCCACGCUAAACCAACACAUGAGGACGCACACGGGAGAGAAACCUCACACUUGUUCAUUUUGCGGCGAGAGAUUCGCCCAAAGGGGCCAAAUGGUCUCGCACACCAGGACCCACACGGGCGAAAAACCGUUCUCGUGCUCCGAGUGCGGCGCCAGUUACAGCCUCCGCUCGGCGUUGGUUCAUCACAUGAGAACGCACACGGGCGAGAGACCCUUCUCCUGCUCCGUCUGCGGGAAAACUUUCUCCAGGAAGAUCACCUUGAAAGAGCACACCAGGACGCACACCGGAGAGAAACCUUUCUCAUGCGCCGUGUGCAACAUGACUUUCAGCUACCAGACCACGUUAAUCCGACACAUGAAGACGCACUCGGACGAGAAACCUUUCUCUUGCUCCGUGUGCGCCAAAAGCUUCAACGUGAAGAGAAGCUUGAAAGCACACACGCGGACGCACACCGGAGAGAAACCGUUUGCGUGUUCCGUGUGCAAUACCAGUUUUAGCUCACAGACAUCUCUGGCCAGACACGCACAGACACACACGGGGGAAAAACCUUUCAUUUGCUCCGUUUGCGGUCAAACUUUCUCCCAGAAAAGCACCUUAGUGAAGCACACCAGAACGCACACGGGCGAGAAACCCUUCACGUGCUCGUCUUGCGGUCAAGCCUUCGCCGAAAAGAGCAGUUUGAUGUCGCACACCAGGACGCACACGCACGAGAAGCCGUUUGCCUGCGACGUUUGCGGCGAAAGCUUCGCCCAGAGAGGGAACCUGUUGGCCCACGCCAGGACGCACAGCGGUGAGAAACCCUUCGCAUGCCUGGUUUGUGCCAAAAGGUUCACCAGGAAAAACAGUCUGCUCAUCCACACCAGGAAGCACACGGGAGAGAAAACGUUCGCCUGUCACACUUGCCAGGAAAGGUUCACGUAUAAAUUCCAGCUCGACAAACACGCGUGCUCGGGAAACAAAACGCACUCUUGAUGCCCUCGACAACGAAACUGUCUCCUCCGAGCAGGCACGGGGACGCGACCGCCUCUGCCUCAUUUCGGGCCGCUUCCGGCUCUUAAAACUUCGAGAAAAAACUGACCGGCGUUGCACUCGCUGCGUCUUUUGUUUGGCUUACGAGCAGUGAUCGAAAGAUGUCUUUGCAAAUGUAGGUAUUGGCCCCCCCCCCCCCCCUUCUCAAAUUCUUAUGUUUUUGCAUCGUUUCCCCCACUUUAAUGUUUAAGCUCAUCAAACAAAUGUAAAUAUCAGACAACUAUAACCCAAGUGAACUUCAAAUGUUUUUUUAAAAUGGUAAUUUUAUUUAUUAUUUUAUUAAGGGGGCGGGGGUGGGGGGGGGGGGGGGGGAAGAUUGCCAAUGAUGGUGUAUUGGUCCACUCGCCUGACUUUGGUGCGGGCAGCGUGGGUUCAGAUGGUCUGGGGCUGCUUUCCUCCUUCGAGACCUGGACGACUUGCUGUGAUUGACGGAGCCAUGAAUGUUGCUCUUCAACAGAAAAUCCUGAAGGAGAAUGUUCGGCCAUCCGUUUGUGACCUCAAGCUGAAAUCGCCAUUUAGCAGCAGCAUUUUAAGUUCACUUGGGUUCUGUGUGUCUGAUAUUUACAUUUGUUCCAUGAUCUUAAGUGCAAAAAUAAGAACUUGAACGCCACGUGACCGACGCGGAACACGGAAUGGCUGACCACCUGUAUAUGCUUUGGCGAGCGAUCGUCACUAGUAUUGAUGACACGAUUGUUUGAAGCCCAAUGUCCGUUUUCUCCAUGGCUUGGCGUCUUCGGGCAAAGGUCAAUUUGCGUACCGUGUAUCAUUUACUGCUAUGAAUAUGAUGUCAUGUGUGUAAACAUGAAGGAAGCCCUCAUCUCGCCGUUUGUCAUCUUUGGUUGCUCUGUGCUGACAACUUGUGACAUGAAAGCCGAUCGCCAUAAAGUGCUAAAUAUCGGCCGAUAAAAUCGGUGUAAAGUCUACAGAGAAGUGAAUAUGGCAUAAAAAAAAAAAAGUGUAACAAUGAGUCCCCACUUACAACUCUGAAAAUGUCAGAAGAAUCGGCCCGGUGUUUACGAUUUUAUAGACCGACCAUUUGAGAAUAAAGAAGACACGUGACGUCCCUAAAGUCCCAAAUAUUGCUCCAAUGGUUGUAAUAUUUUCAGAGGUCGGAGUUGCCAUGAGUAGAAACGUCGCCGUAACUUCUGGUGAUGAUC
Molecule: messenger RNA, 2975 nt
Organism: Phycodurus eques (leafy seadragon)
Lineage: Eukaryota; Metazoa; Chordata; Actinopteri; Syngnathiformes; Syngnathidae
Product: gastrula zinc finger protein XlCGF57.1-like
Exons: 2
Coding region: 331-1761 (476 amino acids)
Biological process (GO): regulation of transcription by RNA polymerase II
Molecular function (GO): RNA polymerase II cis-regulatory region sequence-specific DNA binding; DNA-binding transcription factor activity, RNA polymerase II-specific
Source: RefSeq, a predicted model, not a curated record